UCCCAGAAGAGUUGAAGCUGUUAGAGCUGCAAAGGGUGGACCGACGUCAUAUUAAACCCUAUGGAUUAAGGAUGGGAUGUCACUUUAGUUCAUAUGCAAUUCAAGGCAGGCUUUAUUCUGCUCCUGCCGGUGCAUUACCAGCUCCUGGGUGCUGUGUGGGAGUGGGCGACGCACAGACGAGAGCCUGAAUGUCAGAGCGCUGCGCUGAUGAAUCACAGACGUGGAUCUGAGGCUGAGAGGACGAUGUCCAUCAUGGAGCAGUUCAACCCGUGCCUGCGGAACUUCAUAGCCAUGGGGAAGAGCUAUGAGAAGGCGCUCACCAGUGUCACAUAUGCUGCAAAGGGCUACUUCGACGCUCUGGUGCGGAUGGGCGAGAUGGCCAGCGAAAGUCAAGGCUCUAAGGAUCUUGGGGAGGUCCUCUUUCAGAUGGCUGAAGUGCACAGACAGAUCCAGAUCCAGCUUGAAGAGAUGCUUAAGUCUUUCCACAAUGAGCUGCUCACAGAGCUGGAGAAGAAGGUGGAGCUGGAUGCACGCUAUCUGAACGCUGCGCUGAAGAAGUACCAGAUGGAGCACAAGAGCAAAGGGGAGAGUUUGGAGAAGUGCCAGGCAGAGCUGAAGAAACUGCGCCGGAAGAGCCAGGGCAGCAAGCACCCCUCUAAAUAUGGAGACAAGGAGAUGCAGUAUGUGGAGGCCAUCAGCAACAAGCAGAGUGAGUUGGACAACUACAUCGCUGAGGGCUACAAGAACGCUCUGUCUGAGGAGAGGAGGAGGUACUGCUUCCUGGUGGACCGCCAGUGCGCCGUGGCCAAGAACAGCAGCACCUACCACACUAAGGGGAAGGAGCUUUUAUCCCAGAAGAUCCCGGUGUGGCAGCAGGCCAGCACUGAGCCAAACAAGCUGCCCGAUCGUGCCAUGUUCCUGGCCCAGCAGAUGAGCAAUACAGCUGGUACCCUGCCUCCAGGCGCCCAUCACCCCGGCAUGACCAUCUCUGAGCCCAUCCCUGGGGCCAAACCUCUGCCAGUGCCUCCAGAGCUGGCGGCCCUCAGGGCCAGCGGAGGCCUGGGACAGCAGAGGCUGAUGGGAGGGCUGGAAGGAGGGAUGCCCCUGAUGAACGGUACAGCCGGCGUUCAUGGUGGAGAGGACUACCAGCAGUGGGUGGAUGCCAAGGUGGCCCAGGGAAAAGUUACAGCCCAGACACAGAGGCACGGAGCGGAGGUCUUCUCCAACACUCUGCCUGUGCGCAAGGUGGCCCCGGCCAAAAGCAAGACAGCCAUGAUGGAGACCCGUACACUGCCCCGCUCCAGCUCCAUGGCAGCAGGACUGGAGAGAAACGGAAGAACUCGAGUCCAGGCCAUCUUCUCACACGCUGCCGGUGACAACAGCACCCUGCUGAGCUUCAACGAAGGUGAUGUGAUAACCCUGCUGGUCCCCGAGGCCCGAGACGGCUGGCACUAUGGAGAGAAUGAGAAGAACAGGAUGCGCGGCUGGUUCCCGUUCUCCUACACCAGGGUGAUCCCUGAGAAUGAUGCCAACUCCAUGAGGCAACUUCGAGUAAACAACCUCCAGCACGGGAAGAGCAGCAGCACAGGAAACCUUCUAGAGAGAGAAGACAUGUCCCUGUCUGUCCCCGACUACAGCCUCCACUCCCGUAUGGCAGCACAGAGCGCCGCUGCGCUGCAUGGCAGACAACAACGCCCCUACAGUGUGGCAGUGCCAGGCUUCUCACAGCAAGGAGUUGAAGAGUAUGAGCCCCGCUUCCCCACAAGUUCCACAGAGGGAAAAUUGAUUUCCACAGUGUGAGGACAGACAGACAGACAGACAGACAGGCACAGACUCAGCGAGACGAUGCAAUAGGACAGGCACGUCGCUGCUCUCUCAACUGACCCAUCCUCUCAUCCUUCCCCGCUCUUCUUCCUCCCCUUUACCUCCCUCUAACGGCAAUAAACUCCCCCUGAGCCAAUCAAUGCAAGACAGAGACUUGUUCCCUAUCCUUACCCCCUUGUGAUCCCCGUCCCUCCUCCUUAAAUCCUGUCUGUGUGGCUGGCAGUGACACCGGACCACUGGUGAAGCCUUGAGCCAUGCCGAGCCGAACUACAACGAAACGGACUCUGCGUAUUUAUAAUCGAUGUUGGACAUUUUCUCUGAGGAAAACCUAUCUUUUGCUUGUCUUUCAUGCAUGUACAUUUCUUUUCUAUAUCUCUGGGGAUUAUAUUUCUCCACCAAAUGGACCAGAUUUUCACAAAUGUGCACUCCAUCAGAAUGACAAUGUAAAGGAUAUGUAAAUCAGGGUGUGAAAUUAAAGGUUUUGAUCCUAAAGAGGAUUUUCAUAUUGUAAAAAAAGACAUUACAAUCAAUAUUUUACUGGGUCUUUCAGUAUAUAACAGUAAUUUUACCUUUUCAUGCUGUGAGGUUUUGUAUUCCUCUGAGAAGAGAGGCAAUGUAUCACGAGUAGUGAACAGCUAUUGUAAAUGUUUUAACUUAUGAAACACAGGAAUGUUUACUGUACAUAGAUGUGCCACACAGAGAUGUUUAUCUGACAGUAUCUAUGAGAAAAUGCACCUUAUGAAAGUAGUUUCUAUCUCUGACUUUCUGUAAACACAGCUCCUGUUACACUGACUGUACUGUAUUCAAGUAUCGGCCUUUUAAACUUCUUCUCCAGCCUCCUAACGGAGCGGCGCUGUGCUCAGACUCACAGACCCGGCUGUUUUCGGUGUCUAUUGUGGUGUGAAUAUCAAACUAAGGCUGAAUGGGCUCAACUGUCCCUCAAACCUGAAUGACAUGCAAGGCUCUGAGUUGGUUUUUGGUGCUGGAAAUGACCAAGUUGUGCUCAAAAUGCUAAAUAUAUAACUGAAAACACUGGGGAGGCUGUUUCAUUUAUCCAUAGCAUGGGAUGCAUCUCCACUGGGGCAACACCCCAUAGAUGGUGUUUGUUUCUCCGUCACAUUCAUUACAAGCCGUGGUUUUAGUAAUUUAGAGGCCCCAGACAGACACUAAUAUAAAGCUCUUCUCCAUAUAGCUAAAAGCAAUCUUAGUGAGUAAAUGAACUAUUUAUAAGGUUCUCUUUUCAGGAAAAAGAGCCAGAGAAGUACAGGAUAUACUCAAAUCCGAAAUAGCCAACAUCCUUCAUCAGCUUGUCUUUGGCGCAAUACUUAAAUUACUCUAAGCUGGGUGGAACCUAGAAGAAUAUUGGUGCUAUAUCCAUUCUUCUGACAAAAAUCUGAUUUUUGUUAUUGCAUGCCAUUUUACCGCACAAUAAUCCAGAAGCUCCCAAACUCUCCAGCCCAGGACCCCUCAAAAAACUGCACCUGAGACUUAAAAACAUGAUAUUUCAUGUAUUAAUUUAUUGUAAGGUGUGUUUUUUGGAUCUUUUUGAGGAGUUUGGACCUUCCUGUUGGGGCUAGGAGUCCCAGCAAGGGACUUUUUUAGGUAUCAGAAUCUUAGUGAUGGGAAUUUCAGCUCUUUUCAGUGAUCCAACUCAUUUAGCUCGGCUCAGCAAAAAGAGCCGGCUCUUUCGAAUCCCAAACGGCUCUUCAUUCAGGUACCAAUUUGGCUUCACCUGACCUGCCAAUUUUAGCAAUACCAUAACAUAUGAUUGAUAUUUGAGCAGGUAUUUUACUCCAACUGUGCUCAAUUUUUAAAUUGAUGAAUAUAUCAUGUAAUUGUUUUUUAAAAUCUACUGUCUCCCCCAAAACACCUUGUGAGUUACACGAAAUCUGCUCUUUGGCUGGGCUGUAUGACACACCUGAAAUAAGACAUUAAAGACACACUAGGAAACACGACUCCUAAAUGCAUCGUGUGCCUGUAGAGGAUAAAAUAUCAACCUUACUAAUCAAUCAAAUAACACAUGGACACACACAGUCUAUAUAAAAAUAAUAAUAAUGAUGGUUAUGAUAAUAUAAACGGCUCUCAAACGGGAUCCAGCUCUUAUCGUUUGUGUCAGAGAGUCGACUCCUUGAACCGGCUCAUUCACUAACAACCCAUCACUACAGAAUCUAUUUUGAUUAGGGGUGCCGAUAACAGGAAAUUAUAACUUCAUUCUUAUCGGUCCGAUAUCAUUACAACGAGCCCGAUAACAUUUAUAUUUUUGUCAGCAUGGCAGUGCUGGCAUUUGUUUUCUUUCUCACGAGACUACACAUUCCGAAACAGCAGGUGGCGCCGCAGUACAUGACCUGCUAUUAAAGCACCAAAGUAACAGCCCCUGUGCUAAAAUGCUAACAACACGGUGGCAUUAUUCAGUAUUUACAGGGAGGAUAACACGACCGUGUGCGUAGAAUUUGCCCUGCAAAGGUUGCAAAGAGUAGAAAGAAGUCCUCGACGCAUCUUAUAAGUCACUUAAGAGUCAUCACCCCAACAACGUUAAAACAAAGCGGCAGCAGCCACUAGCCUCAGCCGCGGGCAUUAGCAGGCAUUGAAAACUGCAGAAAGCUUGCAAGAGCCAUAAAGCGCAACGUUACAGCAAAAUCAGUCUGACAGUCUCCUGAUCCAUCGCUACUUUCAUAGGCGUGUACCUGCCCGCUCUGUUUGAUGUGGUUUCAUUCAGUCUGAUCGACGUUAUGAACAGAAGUUAGCCACAGACCACGCUGUACUUUACAUUCUUAACCUAUCUCUGAUAUGACUUAUGUCAGUGCAUAUUCUUAAUCUUUAUGUAAAACGUCAGCUUGCUUUAUUCUGGCUUAAGCAAAAAAAAAAAAAAAAAAA
Cheilinus undulatus (humphead wrasse) is the source of this 4698-nucleotide messenger RNA. RefSeq names its product BAR/IMD domain containing adaptor protein 2b (gene baiap2b). The transcript is spliced from 15 exons. The coding region runs from base 94 to 1800 and encodes 568 amino acids. Lineage: Eukaryota; Metazoa; Chordata; Actinopteri; Labriformes; Labridae. Gene Ontology annotation, cellular component: nucleoplasm; cytosol. The record is from RefSeq and is a predicted model, not a curated record. Gene Ontology annotation, molecular function: protein binding; cytoskeletal adaptor activity. Gene Ontology annotation, biological process: plasma membrane organization; actin filament bundle assembly; actin crosslink formation.